AAGGAAGGAGAAGAAGAAGAAAAAAGAAGGAGGAGGAAGAGGAGGAGGAGGAGGGGGGGUGACACUUGAUUGCACGAGACAUUCUUGUCAGUUCUCGCAUCUAAACAGGUUUUCUGUGACGUCAUCGCGUCUCGCACCACCACAACAAAAGUCCACAUGAGAGGACGGUGCUCCUCCACAGGAGCGGGGCUGUUGUUGUUCUUCUUGUUGUUGCUGUUGUUGUUGUUUCUUGGCCUUUAAGGAUGCCGACGCGUGGUCCACCGGACAGCAGCUUCUUCUCCUCCUUCUUCUCCUUCUGGGCCCUGGUGGUCCUCAUCCCGGAGCGCGUGCACGCCUGUGACUUCCUUCAGCCGGCGUGCGGCGCGCGGGCUCCCGGGGACGUGGUGCUGGGCAUCCUGCUGCCGAGCCACCGGACUGUGAAGGCUCUGGAGGAGCGGGUCCGCCCCGAGAGCUUCAACUGCUCCGAUUUUGACCUGGAGUCAUUUCUCAAUUCGUUGGCGAUCAUCCAUGAGAUCGAGGUCAUCAACGCAGCCGGCUUCCUCCCGGGGGUUCGUCUGGGCUAUCUGAUGUGCGACACGUGCUCCUCCACCAGCAAGGCGCUGCAGAGCGUGGGCCACCUGCUCGAGGUCAACGGCUCGCUCAACGUCAUGUGCGACUACACCGACUUCCGGCCGAGGGUCAAGAUCAUUCUGGGGGCUCUCUACUCCGAGGUGUCCAUCGCCGUGGCCAAACUGCUCAAUGUGUACAUGGUGCCUCUGCUGAGCAGCACUUCGUCGGCGCUGGACCUGAGCAACAAGCUGCGCUACCCGGUGGUGGUACGCACCAUUCCCAGUGACAAGCACCAGACCAAAGCGGUGGCCGCCAUCAUGCGUCACUUCGGCUGGAACUGGGUGGGCGUCGUGUACAGCGACGACGAGUACGGCAGCGAGGCGUUCCAAAGCUUCCUCGGGGAGGCCGAGGCGACCGGCGCCUGCCUGGCCUACCAGGAGGUGGUGCCCAGCUACCUCGACCAUUCGCUCAGCGCGCAACGCAUGAAGCAGGUCGCCGACAAGAUCCGCUCCUCCGACGUCCAGGCGGUGCUGCUGAUCAUCAAGGCCGAGCUGGUGGAGAUCCUCUUUCUGGAAAUGAUCCGGACCAAGACUUCGAGGAUCUGGAUCGCCACCGACGCCUGGUCCAAGAGCCGGACCAUCGCCCAGAUGGAAGGCAUCAACGGGGUCGGGGACAUCCUGGGCUUCACGUUCAUGACGAAAAAGAUCGAAGCGUUCGACGGCUACCUGAUGAAUCUGACGGUGACCCCGGGAGGGUCCAACCGCUUCAUCGAAGAAUACAAGAACAUCCGGUUCAACUGCAGCUCCGAGUGUUUCUACAGCAACCCUCCGUCUUACUGUCCCUCGCCCAAACUCCUGAGGAUGAAAUCUGCCAACGCCUGCACCGUCUCGGAUCCCCAAGAGCAAAACGACGACUAUCUGGUAACGGCCCUGGACACGAGCGUGGCCUUCCUGCACAAGGUGGCCUUGCGGGCCACGGCACACGCCCUCAAAGAGCUCCUAGAGUGCAACGAGACGUCGUGCUCGGGGGAAAUUAAUUUCCCUCCGUGGAAGCUUCUCAAAGUACUGAAGACAGUGAAGUUUAAGUAUGAGAACUACAACUUCAGCUUUGACAGAAAUGGCGAUUCCGAAGGCUUUUAUGAUCUCGUCCUGUGGAAAGCGGACGGACGGCUCAGGAGGUGUGAAAAGAUCGGGAGGUACCACGUCGUCGAACAAGAAAUAGAGGUCGACAUGAAAGACGUCGUCUGGUUUUUGACAGCCAAUGCCACGGUCCCUCGGUCCAGAUGCUCGGAGCCCUGCGCCCCCGGCUCGGUGAAGAAGAUCCUGAACGUCUACUGCUGUUACAACUGCACGCUUUGUCCGGAGGGUACCUUUUCAGACGACUGGGAUCUUCAUACCUGCCAAGCAUGCCCCAAUGGAACCUGGUCUCUCAAGGGUUGGGAUCGGUGCACGCCCAGAUCCGAGUCCUACCUGCGAUGGACGGACACCCAUCCCAUCAUCAUGGUGUCGGCCGCUGCCUUCGGCAUCUUGCUCCUGUUGGUCACCUUCGGCCUCUUCCUGGGAUACCGGGAUUCCCAGCCGAUGAAGAGAGCCGAGGUGAGACUGUCUUGCGUCAUGAUGGCCGGUCUGUCGGUGAGCUUCGCCAGCGUGAUCUGCUUCAUGGGCAAGCCCAGUGUGCACCUCUGCCGGGCCCGCCAGGUGAUGUACGCCAUGGGCUUCACCCUCUGCGUGUCCUGCGUCCUCGUCAAGGCCUUGCGCACCUUCCUGGCCUUCCUUCCCUUCGGCCAGUUGACGUCCAGGCGGCUGCACAAACUCUACAAGCCGACGGUGAUCGUCAUCGUCCUAACCGCCCUCCAGGGGAUCAUCUGUAUCCUCUGGCUCGUCUUCGAUUCCCCGGAUAUCGAUCCCACGCCGCCGCCCCCUCAAAGCAUGACCAAACUGAUCCAGUGCAGCGAAGGUCCCACCUACAUAGGCUUCGGCAUCAUGUUGGUCUACAUAGCUCUGCUGGCAAUGAUGGGCUUCCUCUUGGCCAUCAAAGGCCGGAAAGUCCCGCAGGAGUUCAGCGAAACGGGCUACACCAUCUUCAGCAUGCUGAUGUACUUGUUCGUGUGGGUGUGUUUCAUCCCCGUCUACAUCACCAACAACGAGCACGCCUCCCCGGUGCAGGCUUCGGCCAUCCUGGUGUCCACUUACGGCAUCAUCUUCUGCCAUUUCUUGCCCAAGUGCUACGAAGCACUCUGCGGGUCGAAGACGGAAACGCUGCAGAGGGUUCUGAGGAGGUGGGAGGUCGUCUCCGAUCCGAAACCGGAAUCGGCCAUGCACAGGCCUUCCGUAUCGAGCAUAACGCCUAUCGUGAAAAGCGAGGUCGUCCCUGUAGAUUCGGAGGUGUUCAUAAUGCCGAUGAUGAAUGGAAAGUUGCGUUGCUCUAGACUAAAGCUGAGGAGGUGUCGGAGUAUAUCCAUCUAAAAGUGGUUUAUAAGGACAUUUGAUAUGUACUGUAGAGAUAUUUUACGAUCCAAUUACCAAUAUUUUGUGCUGUAAAUCCAAAUAAAAAAUGUUGCUUUACAA
This is a messenger RNA of Pseudoliparis swirei, 3116 nucleotides long. RefSeq names its product G-protein coupled receptor family C group 6 member A. Gene Ontology annotation, cellular component: membrane. NCBI's taxonomy places the organism in Eukaryota, Metazoa, Chordata, Actinopteri, Perciformes, Liparidae. The record is from RefSeq and is a predicted model, not a curated record. Gene Ontology annotation, biological process: G protein-coupled receptor signaling pathway. The transcript is spliced from 6 exons. The coding region runs from base 243 to 3014 and encodes 923 amino acids. Gene Ontology annotation, molecular function: G protein-coupled receptor activity.